AUGUCCGAGACCACUACCAGACAACGGGGCGUCGCUGAGAUUGCGCGUUCUCAAGUACGAGCUGCUGCAGAUGUCGGGCAGGAAGCUGUCUCGAGCGGAGCCUAUGUGUAUCCUGUCAAGGGAAUAUACUAUCUUCUAGCCCACCCACGACUGUACAAGCCAAUUGCCAAACCGCUUGGGCUGUCUUUUAUCACUAACCUGGGCAUCUUGGCGUUCUUGUUUACAUUCACAUAUCUUCCUCAAGCCGCAUUCAUGGCCAUUUUCAGCGGGCCUUUCGGGUUCAUCACUGCUAUCCCGCUUAUCCUUGGCGAAGCAGCAGCCAUUACCACUGUUAUUGCCAAAACGUUUUAUCUCGGUCCUGCACUAGAGAACUUGUUUGAUGAGACGCUGCUCCUGCAGGGCCAGACGAAGCUCGUAUCGAAUGGUCGUGAAGUGACUACUCAGUCAGGGACUAAGGCUCUUGGGAAACUGAUUCUCAAACCUCUACACAGAUUCUCCAAGGAGGGGAUUAUACGAUACAUUCUUUCCAUCCCAUUGAACUUUAUACCCGUGGUGGGGACUGUGUUCUUUUUGGGAUACAAUGGUGGGCUUUGGGAAGUCGAGCCGAAUUUACGAGCUAACGAAAAGGUUGUGUUUCCCCAGGAUCAACGUAAACGAUGGAUCUCUGAGCGACGAGGCGCAUAUACCAGUUUUGGGUUUGCUGCGUUGGCGUUGAACUUGAUCCCGUUUGCCACUUUGGUAUUCAGUUGUACUUCUGCGGUUGGUGCUGCGCUCUGGGCUGCGGACGAAGAAAAGAGGCAAGGCUCCAAGCCCGACAUGUCUGCUGUUCCUGAGCAAGACAAGACGAGAGAUGGGGAUGUCAAGGGCCCACAAUCUCCGUACGUGAGAAAAGUAGUCAUCGCUGCGCGUUUGUUGGGGUUGAACGACCGUAUCGAACGUAUCGUGACCAAACCGAGCGAAGUAACGCCUCCACAGAACUUGAUCAAUACAAAUCCGUUGGGCAAAGUCCCUGCUCUGGUCGUCGACUCAGCUGGAUCUAAGAGGGCCGUGUUUGACAGUCCCGUCAUCCUACAGUACUUCGAUACUAUUUCAGAGCCUCGAGACCGACUCUAUCCCCCUUCGAGCGAUCCCGCGCGGAUCGAUACUCUGAAUUAUGAAGCACUCACCGAUGGAAUCCUCGACGCUACCUAUCUCAUCCGUGCAGAAUCCAUCAAGCAACCCGAAGAACAGCGGUCUGCUCAGUUGAUUGCCGCUCAGAGAAACAAGGUCCGUCGAGGUAUCGAGGCACUGGGCGCGCUACCCGAGCCUGAAUUCCCAUCCGCCAAGGCAGUUGGAUUGGCUUGUACCUUGUGGUAUUUGAACCGCCGAUUACCGGAUUUUAACUGGAGAGAGGGUCAGGGUGGGAAGAAGCUUGAAGAUUGGUUCAAGCGCGCAGUGGAGCAUCCUGCGUGGGUGGAAGAGGGCGAGGUACCACCCUCUUGA
Messenger RNA from Rhizoctonia solani, 1482 nucleotides. Its product is annotated as glutathione S-transferase. The record is from RefSeq and is a predicted model, not a curated record. The transcript is spliced from 11 exons. Bases 1 to 1482 code for a protein of 493 amino acids. NCBI's taxonomy places the organism in Eukaryota, Fungi, Basidiomycota, Agaricomycetes, Cantharellales, Ceratobasidiaceae.